Spodoptera exigua (beet armyworm) is the source of this 558-nucleotide messenger RNA. Lineage: Eukaryota; Metazoa; Arthropoda; Insecta; Lepidoptera; Noctuidae. The record is from the annotation of a GenBank genome assembly.
AUGAAAUUUAUUCCAUUCCAGUGCUCUGAGACCACGUACCGGAAAAGAAAAACUAGGGAUGACGAAGAUAAUUCCGUGAUUGUUGAAACUGAAAAUCAAGAAGAAGAUGAUUACUAUAACGUUGAACCUGAAAUUCAAGAAGACCAGUUCCUAACAGUGACAGGACGACGCAAUAAAGUGUACGAAUGUUGUGAAAAAACAGCAGCCGCAUCGAUGCAAGAUGCUGCAGAAGAAGAAAAGAAAUUGGCUAUCGCAGAAGGUCGCACCAAAAAUGGCAUACCAGUAAUUGAUGUUUACGUGGACGCUUUUUGGUGUGCAAGAUUGUAUGGAUCGAAUUAUAAAGCUGCAUCUGAUACUGCAGCAAUUAUCGGUAGAAAAACAGAAGAGGGAUUAGUUGAAGUUGUGGAAAGGAAAAGAGAAGAGGCCCAGAAAAGAAAAAACAACUCUGAACGUCCAGCUAAAAGGAAAAUCAGGAAAUUGGCAGACACUAAAAAAAAAAAACAAAAUGACUAUGGCCCCGCUAGUUUAGACCCAGAUAUGACCCUGUCUGGACUAUAA